ACCCUGAAGACGUCAGUGCUACGUCAUAGCGUACCCGGAAGUGCGUGUCUGUAGUGUACGCGGAAGUAUCACGCUGCUGUAGCUGAAUAGCGGAGGAGGUCGGAAUCCGUAAAUAAAGUUCUGCUCGAUGAGUGAGCGAUGCUAGGUCGAGGAUGGGACAUGCACUGUGUAUCUGCUCUCGCAGUUCCAUCACCAUCGACAACAAGAGAUACUACUUCAUCCAGAAACUCGACGAGGGCGGGUUUAGCUAUGUUGAUCUGGUAGAAGGAGCUCAGGACGGCCGUUUCUAUGCUCUGAAGCGAAUCCUUUGUCAUGACCGGGAGGGACGGAAGGAGGCACAGACGGAGGUGGAGAUGCACCGACUGUUCAACCACCCCAACAUCCUGAGUCUGACGGGCCACGCCUUCAUGGAGCGUGGAGGAAAGACCGAGGCCUGGCUCCUCCUGCCCUACAUCAGUAAAGGAAGCCUGUGGUCCGUCCUGGAGAAGCUGAGGGAAAAAGGUAGCUCCAUGCCUGAGAGCCGGAUCCUGCACAUUUUCCGUGGCGUCUGUGAAGGUCUAAAAGCCAUCCAUGACAAGGGAUAUGCACACAGAGACUUGAAGCCCACUAACGUGCUCCUGGAGGAGAACGACAAGCCGGUGCUGAUGGACCUCGGUUCUAUGAACAAAGCCCGGAUUGAAGUGAAAGGCUCCAGAGAGGCCAUGACUGUGCAGGACUGGGCAGCUCAGAGAUGCACCAUCUCCUACAGAGCACCUGAGCUUUUCAACGUGGAGAGCCACUGUAUCAUUGACGAAAAGACAGAUAUUUGGUCAUUAGGGUGUGUACUGUACUGUAUGAUGAUGCUCGAAGGACCGUACGAUAUGGUGUUUCAGAAAGGAGACAGCGUUGCCCUGGCUGUCCAAAACCCAGUCGCCAUUCCACAACCGUGCAGCUACUCCGAAGGACUGCAGACACUCCUGAGCUCCAUCAUGGUGACGAACCCUCAGGAGAGGCCCAACAUCGACUGGGUGCUCGAACGGGUCAAAAACCUCCAGAGCUCAGACGGAGGAGCGAUCGAAACCGACAGAGUAUGACAAAGGGAGCAUGAUUUUUAUCUUCUAUCUAGACUGUUUUUUUUCCCCCUUACUUUUACCUCAUUAAACACAUUGAGAACACAUGCUCCAAACACAAAUUCUCUCACACACACACCUGCAUCAGCCAGGAUGAAGGACGUCAUUGAUUGCGUUGAAGGUUGUCAAAGUUGGACCAUGCAAAUUUGGAUUUUAUGUUAGCACUAAAGCUAAUAACGUUUCUCCACCUGCUCAAGUGUCCCUGUGGGUACAAGGGGCGGAGCUUAAGUUAAAUUUGAUGAUCCAGUCACAAAAUUGACCAUGUGACAUCACGACUAGCCUUUUUAAUCAUUUCUUUGACUCAGUGUACUGCUUAGCAUAAAAUAAGAGUUUAGCAUAUUGAGUUAUUGAGCUAUUGAGCCGUCUUUUUAAAUUAAUCUGUCUGACAUUAACAUUACGUCUGUCGCAGCUAACUACCGAUAAUGAAACUAUUAUGCUGUUUAAUUAGAACUAAUUUGCUAGAAGCUAGUUUAAAUUAGGCUACUUAUUAUAUUUUGUACUUACGACAGGGAACCAACUGUGCUAGCCGUCUGGUUAAAAUUAGGCUAGUUAUUACAUUUUGUGGUUAAGAUCAAUAGCUAGCUAACAUUAAAUUAACUAUGGUAUAUGAUAAGCAUUAUAGAAUUUUCAAUAUCAUACUAACAAUUAAGCAUAACUAGAGGUCGAAAAUUACGUAGCUAGCCAGUUUCUUUAACAAACUAGCAAAUGUUAGGCUUAUUAUAUUAUAUUGUAUUAUAUUAUAUUAUAUUAUAUUAUAUUAUAUUAUAUUAUAUAUUUUGAUAGCAAGCUUAUUAACAGUAGGCUAGUUUUUAUAUUUGAUGACCAGUAUUUUAUGCUAAACUGUACAUCGAGCGAAAGGUACAAUUAAGAUAAUUACGAUAAAAGAAGUGUCUUAUUCUGGAAAUUAAGUAUCUGUUCUUAUUUUAUUUGUAGAAAGAAAGGUUAAAGUUGAAGUACGUAUGUAAACAGUAACAGUUACAGUGUGUACGUGUGGAAGACGAACCUGGAUUUCGUGAAAUUUUAAAAUGACAAAGCGUCUAAUAAGGCCAGCGGGCAUUUGCCAUGUUAGCCAGUGUUGCAUUUUAUGACAAAACAGCAGCAUCUAGGACUGGAACGAUAUGGCAUAUUGUGUAGUUGCGCAGGUUCGAACUCGCUGAUAUUGACUGACAUCUCUGGAAUUCCCACCUCCUUCCUCCAUCUCUCGGCCAGUGCUUUGUCUCAACUUGAUUUUCCUCACUUUCUGUCACGGUACAUGGAAAAUGUAUGUUAGACUUGGCUAACAUUAAUAUAUAGUUAACGUCAGUUAGCUAUAUUAAUUAGAUACGCACCAAAAAAUUUUGUCCAAUUUUUUUUAUUUACUCUUCAUUGCAUUUUUACUCCUGUCCAGUUUCCACAUUAUUCCUCUUAGGGGUUGUCAGGCUCAAUCCUGUGAUAUCUUCAAUAUAUCGCCGCGGCCUUAGUGAGCGUUGAUCGACAGUACGGCUGCAGUAUUAAUUCGUAAAGUAACAGUAUAAAAUGCAAACGGUUUCUAAAUGUGAUUUUGAUAACAGAGCAAGUGAGCAGUGACAAUGUCGUCAUUCGCUCUGGAGUGUGUAUCAUUGUGUUUUCAUUUGCUGCUUUUUUUAAUGUGUGUGUUUUAUGCUCAAGUGUGCGGUUGAAUUUUUCUUAACUGGAUGAUGUGGUACACGGGAUCAUUGUGUUCAACAGGCGUGUGCUGAAAUUUCUUCAUCACAUCAUUUUAAUUCCCCGAAGUUUUAUUGAAUCUUUUGACACUAAUAUACAAAUGUUCAUGUCUCAUCGCAACUUUUUAACCAAAAAAACAUGUUGGUAGGCAUUGUAUUCAGGACACGCCAUUCCGUGUAUAAAAUUAGCUUCGUGGGGGGGAAAAAUCACUUGAAUGGGAAAGGACACGGAAGAACUAGCUUGGAAGGAGUAGCCAAUAGAAACUAAGAAGGCGGGGCUUUUGCUACUUUAAAAAUCAGUUAAAGUUUAUGAAGAUUGGCCACUUUAGGCUCCCGUAGCUCUACUUUAUAACAUUAUUUAUUACCGAAAGAAUAUUUACAAGAUUUUCAGACUUACGGUUGAUUUAAUUGCAAAUUUAAAAUAAAGUGCCACAUUACAUAUGUUUUUCUUACAUAAAAGUAAUCUACUGUUACCUAUCAGCAUACAUUUUUUUUUUUUUUUUUUUUUUUUUUUUUUUUUUGCAUAGAUCCUCUUAAAAGGGUCUUUUCUGGCAAUUAAGUUAAAAUCACAUCUGCUCUAGUUAGUAAUAAAUUAUUCCUCAGGCAGAGAAUAACCUCUGGAGAUAGUUUAAAAUCCAUGAUAACUAUAAUGUGGUGCUGAGUAUCACAAUUUGCUGUGUAUAAAUGAAUAUCGGUAUAUGCACACUUAUAUUUGGGAGCUGCGUGUAAUUUAUGUCAUUUUGUUGUUUGUUUGUUUUUUUUCCAGCAGUUCUCAAAGCUUAAUGUUAAUCUGAGGAUGUUAAUUUGCAGUAAAUUUUACAAAGUCAUAUUGUAUUUUAUUUUAUUUGUAUGUAUUUGAACAGAGAAUCAUGUCUGUAAAUAUGGCUCUUGUUUUUAUUUCAUAAUGAUUAAAAAUAAUUCAUGCUUUCAA
This is a messenger RNA of Pangasianodon hypophthalmus (striped catfish), 3722 nucleotides long. RefSeq names its product serine/threonine kinase 16 (gene stk16). NCBI's taxonomy places the organism in Eukaryota, Metazoa, Chordata, Actinopteri, Siluriformes, Pangasiidae. The record is from RefSeq and is a predicted model, not a curated record. Gene Ontology annotation, biological process: protein phosphorylation. The transcript has 8 exons. Gene Ontology annotation, cellular component: cytoplasm; Golgi apparatus. Bases 153 to 1073 code for a protein of 306 amino acids. Gene Ontology annotation, molecular function: ATP binding; protein serine/threonine kinase activity.